UUAUAAAUACUUUUUUAUCCAGUUGUGCGUUUCCAAACACACCCAAAUUUAAUCAAGUGAGAGGAAAAGGAAAAAUAGUGACGAAAAAUUGGAUUUAUGACUGUCAUCGUGAAAGAAAACGUUUCCCUUGGAGACGAUACGCCUUGGAUAAGAAAGACACAAAUGAGAGUGAAAGUGAAGAAGAAAUAUGGGAACAGAAAGAACUUGGAGGAUUUGAAGGGGAUUCAGAACUUUCAAAUGGAGAAAUGCGCACUGGCGAAGGUAGUGAUACAGAAGAUGAAAUUGAACGAAUUCAAGCCCAACGACUGAAACAAAAUGAGAAAAGAGAAGAAAAUACUUCUGAGGAGGUAAAACCAGCGGAAGUAGACCCUUUUUCUGUCGACACAGAAGAUGAAGAAGACGUAAUGUUACGUAAAGUUGAAAAAGUUAAUCAUGAACUUCCAAAAUUUUUCGAACAUCAUGUUCUCUACAUUGAUAAAGAUUUACCGAAGGACGAUAUCAAACAAAUUGAGAAAUAUAUUCAUGCCUAUAAAGGGGUUUUAGUGGAGGAUCUCAGUGAUAUUGUUGAUAUUAUAUUAGCAGACAGGAACAAGGAUAGUUUUAGUUUAAAUGAGGCUUGUCCAGAAGCAAAAAUUAUAGACUAUAAUUGGAUUUGGGAAUGUCAUAAUCAACAAAAACUUGUUCCUUUGGAUAAUUUUACCAUUCAGUGUUAAUUUUGUAUGUAUAUUUGGUUUUUAUUAAUAAUAAAUAAGCAUAUCUGAA
Messenger RNA from Agrilus planipennis (emerald ash borer), 762 nucleotides. RefSeq names its product DNA repair protein XRCC1-like. The record is from RefSeq and is a predicted model, not a curated record. Lineage: Eukaryota; Metazoa; Arthropoda; Insecta; Coleoptera; Buprestidae. The transcript is spliced from 3 exons. Bases 246 to 713 code for a protein of 155 amino acids.